UUUGAACUGGGCAGAGUGAGGGCAAAAGGGGAAAGAAGAGAAACCUGGGACUUUCCUGUCAUCUGGAAGCAAAGCCCUUUUUAUUUAAGCAAGCUGCUAAGGAUUAAGCAGAGAAGAUUCUCAUUUAUAUAGGGAGGACAUUCCUAUUCCUCACCUAAUGUUAUUCCUGUUUCUGAAGGUGAACCGCACACAACACAGAGAAACUGGAAGUAAGAUGGAUAGUGUUCCUUCAAAUGUGCUAAUCAAAGUGUCACCAACAUUUCAGAAAAUGUGGCUAAAGAAGCUUUUGCUGAAUACACGGAAAGCAAGUGCUGCUACAGCAAAGAUCCAGCCAGAGAGAUGGUGAUUUGUGAUUUAAAACCAUUCAAUACAUACAGAUAUCGUUUGGAGACUUUCAGUGAAUUAAGGUCUUGCAAAUGGAAGUCUGAACCUUAUAAAGGUCAACCUGUCAACCCCAAUCUGUGCACCGAAGCUCCUUUCCCUUGGGAUGUCCCAGUUGAGGUUUCCCCCAUGUUUAAAGACCAGAAGACAAAAGUCAAGGUGCCUUGUACAUCAUCAGUAGAGUAUUUCCUUUUUAAGGAGUGUGGACAUUGCAGAGGUCGGGGUAAAACUAGGUGCAGCAGAUGUCAUGGAACUGGAUCGGUAACCAGUACCACGGGAGAUCAUCAAAUGUUUACGUCAUGUUCUUUUUGUGGUGGUUCAGGAAAGCGAAAAUGCUCCAAGUGCUCAGGAAAAGGAAAGUUGCUGACUUACCUUCAGCUAAAAGUAAAAUGGAAGAAUCAUAUUUUUGAAUAUGUGAUGGAUCAUGGCUUCGGGUUUCCUAUAAAGUGUUUUGAAAAAUCUCAUGGACAAAAUAUUUUAUUUGAUGAGCAACAUAUGGUAUCUCCAGUAGUGGAUUUCCCGGAAAAUACCAUAAAGAAUGUCUCUCAGAGAGCUGUUCAACAACAUCAGGAUGAAUUUAUAGCUCCUAUACCAGGGCAAGUGCAUUCUCCUGAUCAUGGAAUUGCCACCUGGAAUGCUAUUGCACAUCCUCGUGUUAAGUUUCCAGCCACAAUGAGCAUUCGGAAGCAGAAACAAAUAAUCGAGUUGCUCUACCUUACCAGGGUGGAAUAUGAAUGGCACGGGAAGCACUAUUCCUACUAUGUUUAUGGAAAUGAAAACAAGGUGUAUGCAGAGUAUUAUCCUAAAAAGUGUUGCUGCACUGUCAUGUGAUUUAUGGACCUUCCAACGAAUCUCUCAUGGUUAGAAUAUUUAGAUGACUGUACUUCCCUCUUCAGUUGUUUAUGAGAACUAUGUAUGGAGGAUACUGCCAUUCUCAAAAGAAAAUGGUGGAUUAUUGUAUUUGCCUGGCAGACAAAGGAAAUCUCAUGCUUGCACAUUGCAGAACAAGACUGGCUUUUCUUAGAAUAAUAUAAAAACUUGAGAGAAAGAUGGAAAAGCAUUCUCCUUUAUAAUUCCUGAUUUUAUUGGCUGAAUUGAUGUAACUGAAACAUUUCUUCCUAGAUUAAAGAGAAAGUGCACCAUGGCCUCAGAACUAGCUUCAGAAUGUUCUAUUUGUUUAUUUUAUUUUUGUCUGGGGUGGAAUGGGGAGGGAAGUGAGGAGGCACUGGAAGUCUUUUCAUUUUAUGUAUGUAAUAUUCUGUUUGAUAUAAAAUAUUAUUCUAAUGGAAUGCACUUUUGGAUGUAACAGUCAUAAAAUAUAAGGUAAUAGAUUGUGUGUGUAUGUGUGUGUGUGUCCCUUUUGAGAUUCCGUUUUGGGGAACAUCCUAGUGAUAUUAAGAACAAGAACACAGGUACUCCUCAUAAUGUAACAGAAAUUUCAGGAAACUUAAAAAUCUAGGACUGACAGAGCAAAAGAAUUGGCAAGAGGACCUAGUAACUGAAAAUCCAUAAGUUUAUUUCCAAUUGUCGCAGUGGAAUUCAAGU
Sceloporus undulatus (fence lizard) is the source of this 1926-nucleotide messenger RNA. RefSeq names its product protein SSUH2 homolog. Lineage: Eukaryota; Metazoa; Chordata; Lepidosauria; Squamata; Phrynosomatidae. Bases 340 to 1212 code for a protein of 290 amino acids. The record is from RefSeq and is a predicted model, not a curated record. The transcript has 12 exons. Gene Ontology annotation, molecular function: heat shock protein binding.